Messenger RNA from Daphnia pulex (common water flea), 1777 nucleotides. Its product is annotated as probable Dol-P-Man:Man(7)GlcNAc(2)-PP-Dol alpha-1,6-mannosyltransferase. The record is from RefSeq and is a predicted model, not a curated record. Gene Ontology annotation, cellular component: endoplasmic reticulum membrane. Bases 88 to 1707 code for a protein of 539 amino acids. Gene Ontology annotation, biological process: protein N-linked glycosylation. NCBI's taxonomy places the organism in Eukaryota, Metazoa, Arthropoda, Branchiopoda, Diplostraca, Daphniidae. Gene Ontology annotation, molecular function: alpha-1,6-mannosyltransferase activity. The transcript is spliced from 9 exons.
UAGAUUACUAUGGCAACCGCGGUCAUUGUGCAGACGAAUUAAUCUGUUAUCAAAGUUAAUGGCGUUAAUGGACGCGAAGUGAAAAAAAUGGAUUGGCUUCUGAUUCUUUGCUCUUUAGUCCACAUAUUCCUAUGUCCAUUCACCAAAGUUGAAGAGAGUUUCAAUCUUCAAGCUAUACAUGACAUACUUUACCAUCGGACAGACAUUCAAGAGUAUGACCACUUGGAAUUCCCUGGUGUGGUCCCACGCACUUUCCUUGGCCCAAUAGCUGUAUCGUUUGUGUCUGCUCCAUUUGUGGCCUUGUUCCGUGCCUUGGAAAUUCCCAAAGAUGCUUCCUUGUAUUUAGUGAGAUGUGCUUUGGGGGCUAUCGUUCUAUGGCCACUCAUUAAAUUGAGAAAGAGGAUCCAAGAAAUGUUGGGCCAGGGAACAUCAAACUGGUUUGUUUUUAUUACCGUUUCCCAGUUCCACUUUCUUUUCUACCUCAGCCGGCCCCUUCCUAACACUAUGGCUCUCCCUCUUGUGCUGCUUGCUUAUUACUACUGGCUUGGCCAGCAGCACGGGAAGUUUAUCGCUUGUUCAGCGGCUGCUAUUCUCAUCUUUCGCGGCGAAUUGGCCAUCCUUCUUGGCUUGAUAUUGCUGGGUGAAUUAUUGACCCGGCGCCUGUCUUUAGUCAAAACUGUGAUUUUUGCCGUGCCUUCUGGACUCAUCUGGCUGAGUCUAACUGUUUUGGUUGACUCUUUCUUUUGGCAACGACUUUUGUGGCCUGAAGGAGAAGUUCUGUGGUUCAACGUCGUUUUGAACAAGAGUGGCGAUUGGGGUACUUCUCCGUUUCUUUGGUACUUCUACUCGGCCAUCCCGCGAGCUAUGGGCACGUCGCUGGUCCUGGUACCUGUGGGCAUGUUUUUGGAACGAAGAGUUUUGCCUUUGACGCUACCACCGCUGUUCUUUGUCCUAGCCUAUUCGUUCCUGCCUCACAAGGAGCUGCGAUUCAUCGUCUAUGCUCUACCGCUGCUCAACGUCGCAGCUGCGGCCGCCUGCAGCCGAUUGUGGGAGAACCGGACGAAGGGCAAAUGGCGAACGUUACUGGCACUAGUAGCUAUCGGUCAUUUGGUGGCCAACUUGGUGUUGACUAGUUUCCUUUUGAUGGUCUCGCGUGCUAAUUAUCCUGGCGGAGAAGCCCUUUCCCUACUUCACAAAAUGGAAAGCUACGAAUCCAACGUGACUGUUCACAUUGAUGUGCUGGCUGCCCAAACAGGCAUUUCUCGUUUCGGACAACUUCACGAUAACUGGAUGUACGACAAGACGGAGAAUCUCAAAGCCGGAAGUCCGGAAUUGAGGAUGUUUCAUUAUUUGAUUGCAGAAGCGAAAAGUAAACACGCCUACAAUUUACGACCCUACUCGGAAACGCAUGAUAUCGUAGCCCAUAUCGAAGGAUUCUCUCACAUCCGUUCUAGCUACAACCAUUUCCCGCCUAUUCGAAUCAAAACAAAACCUUGCCUCUUUAUUCUCAAAAACAAAUACCCACCAGAAGAACUAGACUUUUCAUUUACUCUGAGAAAACAUCCAGUGGAUACUUUUGAGGAACAAGCUACACCACCCGCAGCAGAUGUUGAAGUACCAGAUCUUGAAUCGACUAACAACUCUGAAACUGAAGGAUUGCUACCUGAUAACUCUACUGAAAUCCCUGUUUCGAUUCAGAAUGUGUAAGAUUGAAUCAUCUGAUAUUUGGUGUGUUUUUGUAUCUAUCUAGUCAGAUUACAGCUGCACAAACUCCUCA